GCUGAGGGCAGUACUUGCUAUGAGAUCCUGGCCAAUUUGAAAAAGGAAGAGGCCCCCGCCACGUGCCAUCCUACUCACUUCUACGUCUCCGCACCAACACCCAAUGAAACACAGGAACCGGGCUGGCGGUUUUCCAUAGCUGCUGACGCCGCCGAGGAGCACAACUUAGUUGUUAGGACUGACGACAAUGAUCGGUACUACUCGAAGGAUCCAACUGCAUGGAGCACGAUGAUAGAUCGCGAGUGGCCCAUUUCUGAACGUACACCCAACUGUAAGGAUCUGAUUCUGGCUAUGGUGGAGGCCGUGGUCUCGCAUACGACGGAUCGAGAAUCAUCGUUUGCCUCUAAUUCACCUGUAGUUAUCAGCCAAAACUGGAUAUCAAAGAUAGAUGACUGUUUACUACCGAUGUCCGUAAAAUCCGCAGGCAGUGGGUGUGAGUGCAUUUCGGAUGCACUCGAAGAUUUUGGCAUAUUUUCUAUCGUUGUCAACGAAUCCAUCACCAUUCUAUGA
Molecule: messenger RNA, 510 nt
Organism: Dibothriocephalus latus
Lineage: Eukaryota; Metazoa; Platyhelminthes; Cestoda; Diphyllobothriidea; Diphyllobothriidae
Source: the annotation of a GenBank genome assembly